This is a messenger RNA of Carica papaya (papaya), 2076 nucleotides long. NCBI's taxonomy places the organism in Eukaryota, Viridiplantae, Streptophyta, Magnoliopsida, Brassicales, Caricaceae. The record is from RefSeq and is a predicted model, not a curated record.
GUACUCUCGUACUUCUUUACAUACAAUUUCUCUCUCUCUCUCUCUCUCUCUUUCUCUCUCUCGUUAUCAUAUCUUGGUAGCUACAUCAAAUAGUUCCCAUAGUUUCAACAUCAAACCCAUAAUCAUAUUACCUCUUUCUCUUUCUCUUUUUCUUCAAGAAUGUCCAUAAACCAUUACCCAACAGAGCUUCAAGAUACGCUCUGGUGCCACCAGCAACAAAACAUGGAGGCAACCCAAAACAACCAAUCUCCUAACCACCAUAACCCUCCUUUUCUUCCUCACCAAAACACUUCUUGGACUACUUCUCAUCAUAAUCAUCGGUACCAGCACCAUGUUCAACCUAAUUGGCUCGCCUCCUCCUACAACCUUCACUACCCGCCGCAAGAGGAAUCCUCUUCCAUCUUCAUGAUGCCUACUCCUCAAAACGACGACGUCGAAGACCUCGACGACGCUCCCACCACCCACCAAGAUCAUCAAAACUAUAAUUACCACCAUGUUAGAGUAGAGGAUGCGGAGAAGGAGGCCUUGUUCGAGAAACCCUUGACUCCAAGCGACGUGGGAAAGCUCAACCGCCUGGUCAUACCCAAACAGCACGCCGAGAAGUACUUCCCACUCAGCGGAGGUGACUCGGGGGAAAAGGGCCUGCUUCUGAGUUUCGAGGACGAGUUGGGAAAGUGCUGGAGGUUUCGUUACUCCUACUGGAACAGCAGCCAGAGCUACGUCCUCACUAAAGGCUGGAGUAGGUACGUGAAGGAGAAGCAGCUCGACGCCGGCGACGUCGUUUUCUUCCUACGUCACCGUUCGGAAACCGAGAGGCUUUUCAUUGGGUGGCGCCGCCGCAGCUCCUUACCCCUGCCUUCGGCGCAGGACUGCGGCAAUACGCCAGCGUAUAGUAGCGGUGGUACUGGUGGGUGGAAUAGGCAAGGAUUGGCGCCUUAUCAUUCUGGACACAGUGGUAUCCAGGGCAUAGGGCCUAAUACGGUGCCGUACCGGAUUGACUCUCUCCGUGCAGGAGGCGUUAUUCAGGGGCAGACACCGGUUGUAGGGAACUCGAAAAGGCUGAGGCUGUUUGGAGUAAACUUGGAGUGCCAGCUGGAUGAGUCCGAACCAUCCACACCUGAUGGCUCGUCAGUGUCGAGCCACGGCCCAGCCCACCUCCCCUUAUACGCUCAACCAUAUUCUUCUCCUUCCUACAUGGAUAUCACUUACCCCCGAGAUGUCAAUCAGACGAGCAAUCGCCGAGGAUAAGAUCUGUCGAUGUGACCCCAUGGAUUUGACGUAAUUCAUCCUCUCACUUGGAAAGUUCAGGAGACAGAGAGAGAGAGAAUAGAAUAAAGAAAUAUAUAUGUAUCAGCUACUAUAUAUGUUUAUGAAAAAAAGAGAACAUAUAUAUAUAUAUAAAGGGAGGAAAUCCCAGAUAUAUAGGCAAACUUUCCAAGAGGCAGGAGAGGGAGAGGAUUGGACAGCGAUGAGAGCGAGAAAGUGACUAAAGAGGGAGAAAUAGGGGGAAUGGUGGGGGGGGAGUGGGGAGGGGGGACCCCUAAAGCAAAUAGUUUCAAUGAUCAAAUCAGCAGCGUCCUCCAUUCUCCCACGAUGAAAAUAUGUAUUUUUAGAAAAAAAAAAAAAGGAAAAAAUGAUGGGUUGGUUUGGUUUUGGGGGAAUCUAUUUGGGAACUGUUGAGAUUCUGAGUGGAGAUUUUUGAUAGGAGAAGGGAAGAAGAGAGAAGCAAAUAAUAAUAAUGGAAGGGUAUGGGGGUAUGGUGGUGGUAAAAUGGUGGAGUGGGUGGGUGGGUGUAGUGGGUAAUCUUGAAUUGAAUUGAUGGUUGACAGCCCUUACAGUGUCCAGUCCAGUAUCAUCGUCCCACUCCUAGCUUUUCUAGUAAUAUCUAUGGCCACAUGAACAAAGCCAAAAAGCUCUCUUCUUUCCUCUACUGUAACCUGCACAGUAAAAGAAAAGCUCAGAAGAAAACAGAGAAAAGUUUCAAGCUCUUUCUUUUUUUUUUUUGGCUUUCUUUUACUAAUUUAUUAUUGUAAUUUUUUUGUUGCAAGAAACCUCAGACAGAAAAUCUUUAACCCA